Molecule: messenger RNA, 2664 nt
Organism: Penicillium digitatum Pd1
Lineage: Eukaryota; Fungi; Ascomycota; Eurotiomycetes; Eurotiales; Aspergillaceae
Product: putative MFS transporter
Biological process (GO): transmembrane transport
Cellular component (GO): membrane
Molecular function (GO): transmembrane transporter activity
Source: RefSeq, a predicted model, not a curated record
AUGGCCUCUAUACGUCAUGAGCCUCUCGACCGCGAGGACCGCGAGGAUGCCCCGUUCCUCGACUCCGCCGAUUCGAGCAACCCCGGCCCAGCUCAUCGUCAUGUUCAUGGUAAACCAAGUAUAGGCAGCCUCCCAGUGAAGGCCAAUCCCUCCGCCAGCGCCAUUAGUUUUCGCCUCAAGGCGACCCUGUUCGCCAUGGUCCUCGCGGUUGAAAUCGGCUUUGCUUUCUUGGAGGGCCCCAUGGUCCGGAUAAUGGAGUCUAUUGCUUGUCGCCAGUAUUUUCUGGGGGUGGAUCCGACUAAGAUUGGUGCUGACGGACAAGUUCCGGAAGCCAUGUGUAAGAUCGGCGAGGUGCAGGCUGAACUGGCGGCUGUCAAGGGUUACCAUAUGUUCUUUGAUGGAUCACUUAGCGCUCUUUUGGCGAUUCCCUAUGGUCUGCUGGCAGACCGUCGUGGCCGCAAAUCCACACUCGCUUUGUCUCUUCCCGGAUUUGUGUUGAAUUCCAUCCUUACAAUUAUUAUAUUGUGGUUCUCGGAUGUCUUUCCUCUACGUGCGCUUUGGUUUACUGCAUUGACAUGGGUGUUUGGGGGUGGUCCAGUCGUAUCGUUUGCGAUUAUCUGGACUAUGAUGGCUGAUGUAACCAGCGAGGCCGAAAGAGCGGGCAUCUUCUUUCAAUUUGCCAUCGUUUCGAUGGGGGCCGACUUUGCUUCGAGUGCUCUCAGUUCUUAUCUCAUGACCUUGGACCCCUGGAUACCCUUGGUGGCUGGAUUCGCAAUUGUAAUAGCCGGCAUGAUGCUCAUUUUGGUGUUACCCGAAACGAAGCAUGCACUGCCACCCCGGAAAUCUGAACCAACUCAUGUGGAGCUGUCGGAUUUAACAGAUGACCCCGAACAAAAGCGUUCUUUGCACAAUCUGAAUGACCCGGAACCACAUCGCGCAGAGCCUGACAUGAACGGUGACCAUGAGAACGAACCGCCGACUUGGAGUAUUCAAUCAUAUUCCCAUAAAUCUAUUCUGGCAAAAUUCCGCGCAAAUUACCGCUUCUACCUGAGACCCUACCAGUUCAUCCUCAACCGAAAACCAGUGCUCCUCCUUCUCACUGCAUUCCUGGUCUACCGCCUGAGCCGAGGUUCCUCCUGGUUUUUGACCCAGUAUAUAUCGACACGUUAUUCAUGGACACUGGCGCAGUCCAACUUUCUGGUAUCUGCUCGGCCGACCGUGUCAAUCCCGCUGUUCCUCUUCGGCCUACCUUUUCUCAAAAGCAGAUUCCUGAGCCCGCGACUUUCAUCGACAGAAAAAGACCUUUGGCUUGCGCGGAGCAGUAUACUUUGUCUUACGGUUGGAACCCUCGGAAUCGGUCUCUCCCCAACUAUUGCAACCCUGAUCCCCAGCAUGAUCAUCCAGACCUCUGGAUCUGGCUUCGUUUUCCUUGCCCGUUCUAUCAUUACCACUUUAGUUGAACGUGACGAGACCGCUCGCUUAUUUACUGCGAUUGAGAUUAUCCAAUCAUUGGGAAAUGUGGUUGCGAGUUUAUCCAUCACGACCGUCUUCCAGAUUGGACUGCGUCUCGGCGGCGUCUGGAUUGGUCUCGCGUGGAUGAUGACCAGUACGCUCUUCUGUUUAGUCGGGGCAGCCAUCUGGUGUUUUGACCUGCCUCCAAGACCUCCAACACCUGACUUUGUGGUGGAUGAUGAUGAUGGGGAUGACAGCUCGGGCAUUGCACCAUUCCUCCCAAUCCCUGUUGAAGCGCUCGGCCUCCAAGCGCCCCUUCGUAUCUUCCUCUUCUGUUUCCGCCUCCCGCUCUUCGUCUUCGUCACUCUUAGCUAUUUUUUGAUCUUACAAUGGCUUCCUAUUGGAUCGUUGGGCAAAAAGGCUGCUCUAUGGUGUAUCCUUGGAGUUCCCAGCAUCUGGUGGAUUGAUCUCCAAGUGGACGGAGUGCGCAAAGGAUCUCUGAAGCAACAGCAAGCGCGUCUGCCACAGCCCGGUUCGGUCAUCGCCUCUUCCUUCACAUCACCCAUUGAUGCCCUGUACCUGGCAGCUAUCUUCGACCCGAUCUUCACAGCGUCCUACCCGAACACUCGCCAGGUUGAGCGCAUCUCUCUGCUUCAGGCCAUCUUGCGUGCCUUCGCUUUCCCCGCCACGCAGCCGGCCCCUGGUGCCCGGAUGGUGGAUGUGUCGACCUUGGUCGAGCAGUACCCCAACAGGCCGGUUGUGUUGUUCCCAGAGUGUGCCACCACCAACGGUCGUGGAAUCUUGACCCUGAGCAACUCCCUUCUCGGCGUACCUCCCACGACCAAGAUUUUCCCCGUCAGUCUGCGCUAUACGCCGAUGGAUAUAGUAACACCGCUUCCCGGGAGUUAUCUGAGUUUGCUAUGGACGCUUCUUAGCAAGCCGACCCACUGCAUCAGAGUGCGCAUCGCGGAGUGCGUUACCAAUAGCCAAAUCGCCAGUGAUACAACUCGCAAGUCGACCUAUAACACGAAUUACCUGGACACACUGGACCAAAAUCGGCAGGAAGAACAGGUCUCGCCUAGUGAGAAAGCGCUGCUGGACAAUGUGGGAGAGUCGCUUGCCCGUCUGGGUCGGGUCAAGCGGGUUGGCUUGGGGGUUAAAGAGAAGCAAGAAUUUUCCCGAGCAUGGAGUCAGAGCCGUCGGACAUGGUGA